GGCCAAGGUGCUCCUCGGCGAUCAGGAAACGCGAAAGAUGGCGACUGCUCGGCGACGUUGAGGCCGCGUUAGGCGGUUCAGGCGCGGGGUGAUGGCAGGAGAGCUGGCUGACAAAAAGGACCGAGACACAUCACCCAAGGAGGAAAGGAAGCGAUCACGGACUCCUGAUAGAGAGCGAGAUAGAGACCGGGACCGGAAGUCCUCCCCUUCUAAAGAUCGGAAGCGGCAUCGGUCGCGGGAGAGGCGGAGAGGAGGUAGCCGUUCACGCUCUCGGUCCCGUUCCAAGUCUGCGGAGAGAGAACGACGCCACAAAGAACGAGAGCGAGAUAAAGAGCGGGACCGGAACAAGAAGGAGCGGGACCGAGACAAGGACGGGCACAGGCGGGACAAGGACCGCAAAAGACCCAGCUUGUCUCCUGGUCGGGGCAAAGAUUUCAAAUCUCGGAAGGACAGAGACUCCAAGAAGGGCGAUGAGGAUGAGCAUGGCGACAAGAAACCCAAGAUCCAGCCACUGUCCCUGGAGGAACUUCUGGCCAAGAAGAAGGCUGAGGAGGAAGCUGAGGCUAAGCCCAAGUUCCUCUCCAAAGCAGAGCGGGAGGCUGAGGCUCUGAAGCGGCGGCAGCAGGAGGUGGAAGAGCGCCAGAAGAUGCUGGAAGAAGAGAGGAAGAAAAGGAAACAGUUCCAGGAUUUGGGCCGGAAGAUGCUAGAAGAUCCUCAGGAACGAGAGCGUCGGGAGCGGCGAGAGAGGAUGGAGCGGGAGACCAAUGGGAACGAGGAUGAGGAGGGGCGGCAGAAGAUCCGGGAAGAGAAGGACAAGAGCAAGGAACUGCAUGCUAUUAAGGAGCGUUAUCUGGGUGGCAUCAAAAAACGGCGUCGAACCAGGCAUCUCAACGACAGAAAGUUUGUCUUUGAGUGGGACGCGUCCGAAGACACCUCCAUUGACUACAACCCCCUGUACAAAGAACGGCACCAGGUGCAGUUGUUGGGGCGAGGCUUCAUUGCAGGCAUUGACCUAAAGCAGCAGAAACGGGAACAGUCACGUUUCUAUGGAGACCUAAUGGAGAAGAGGCGAACCCUGGAAGAGAAGGAGCAGGAGGAGGCCAGGCUCCGUAAACUUCGUAAGAAGGAAGCCAAGCAACGCUGGGACGACCGCCAUUGGUCCCAGAAGAAGUUAGACGAGAUGACAGACCGCGACUGGCGGAUCUUCCGUGAGGACUACAGUAUCACCACCAAAGGUGGCAAGAUCCCCAACCCCAUCCGGUCCUGGAAAGAUUCGUCUCUGCCCCCGCACAUCCUGGAAGUCAUCGAUAAGUGUGGCUACAAGGAGCCGACACCUAUCCAGCGCCAGGCCAUCCCCAUUGGGCUGCAGAACCGUGACAUCAUUGGUGUGGCUGAGACUGGCAGUGGCAAGACGGCAGCCUUCCUCAUCCCGCUGCUGGUCUGGAUCACCACCCUCCCCAAGAUAGACAGGAUCGAAGAGUCAGACCAGGGCCCUUAUGCCAUCAUUCUGGCCCCCACCCGUGAGUUGGCUCAGCAGAUUGAGGAAGAAACCAUCAAAUUUGGAAAGCCACUAGGUAUCCGCACUGUGGCUGUCAUUGGUGGCAUCUCCAGAGAAGACCAAGGCUUCAGGCUACGCAUGGGCUGUGAGAUUGUGAUCGCCACCCCAGGACGUCUCAUUGAUGUGCUGGAGAACCGCUACCUGGUGCUGAGCCGCUGUACCUAUGUGGUUCUCGAUGAGGCAGACAGGAUGAUUGACAUGGGCUUUGAGCCAGACGUGCAGAAGAUCCUGGAACACAUGCCUGUCAGCAACCAGAAGCCGGACACAGAUGAGGCAGAGGACCCGGAGAAGAUGUUGGCCAACUUUGAGUCAGGAAAACAUAAAUACCGCCAAACAGUCAUGUUCACGGCUACUAUGCCCCCAGCGGUGGAGCGUCUAGCCAGGAGCUAUCUGCGGCGACCCGCCGUGGUGUACAUUGGCUCUGCAGGCAAGCCCCAUGAGCGAGUGGAACAGAAGGUCUUCCUCAUGUCAGAGUCCGAAAAGAGGAAAAAGCUGCUGGCAAUUUUGGAACAAGGUUUUGAUCCACCCAUCAUCAUUUUUGUCAACCAGAAGAAGGGUUGUGACGUGCUGGCCAAGUCUCUUGAGAAGAUGGGGUACAAUGCCUGCACACUGCAUGGUGGGAAAGGCCAGGAGCAGCGAGAAUUUGCAUUGUCCAACCUCAAGGCCGGAGCCAAGGACAUUUUGGUGGCUACAGAUGUGGCUGGUCGUGGUAUUGAUAUCCAAGAUGUGUCUAUGGUUGUCAACUAUGAUAUGGCCAAAAAUAUUGAAGAUUAUAUUCACCGGAUUGGCCGCACAGGAAGAGCGGGCAAGAGUGGCGUCGCCAUCACCUUCCUCACCAAAGAGGACUCAGCUGUGUUCUAUGAACUGAAGCAAGCUAUCCUAGAGAGCCCAGUGUCGUCUUGUCCUCCAGAGCUAGCAAACCACCCAGACGCCCAGCACAAGCCAGGCACCAUCCUCACCAAGAAGCGCAGGGAAGAGACCAUCUUUGCUUGACGCACUUGAUGGGGUUCAAAGACACUCUGAAGGGGGUGCUGUUCUUUUCAGCCCUCAGCUCUCUUCCCAGGCUCUCAUUCUUGGGUUUAGGAAACAGAUUCCCUGGUCUGGAAGCCUGUGAGGUGGGCUCCGUAGGGACAGGAAGAUGUGGUAGGAAGCAGGGGGACAUACUACGUCAGGUUUGGCCCACCUCUGCCCCUGCAGCAUUGCUGCUGUCCUGGUUACAGGGAGCUGCCUAGCACUGUCCCCCAGCUUGAACAAACACCUGACACCUGGAGGGGACUUCCUUCAGCACGUGUGACUGCACUGCAGUACCAUGUUGCCCUGACUGACCCAGGGGAUCUGGCAUCGUGGAUUGUGGACCUUGGACUCUGUCGCGCUGACAACAGGUUGAGCCUUUGGAGCUGUGCACAGCCCUAUGCCACAGGGUGCUGUGCACUCUAGGUGUCCCUCCCCAGGGAGUCUUUUUUAGAUAUGGGGACAGGUGAGUGACUGUGUCCAUCUUUAGGUCACUGAGUGAAAUUUUUGUUUUCUAUUCGCUGAGAAGAUAAGUUUGUAUGUUCUGAGAAUAAAUACAUGAAAUAUUAA
This is a messenger RNA of Onychomys torridus (southern grasshopper mouse), 3139 nucleotides long. RefSeq names its product DEAD-box helicase 23 (gene Ddx23). The transcript has 17 exons. The coding region runs from base 92 to 2551 and encodes 819 amino acids. The record is from RefSeq and is a predicted model, not a curated record. Gene Ontology annotation, biological process: mRNA splicing, via spliceosome. Gene Ontology annotation, molecular function: ATP binding; RNA binding; RNA helicase activity. NCBI's taxonomy places the organism in Eukaryota, Metazoa, Chordata, Mammalia, Rodentia, Cricetidae. Gene Ontology annotation, cellular component: catalytic step 2 spliceosome.